AUGGGUUACUGGAAUUCGUCGGUAACGUUACCUUUGUCACUCUUUAUCACUAUUUUUCUCGUUAUUAUUGUUGCUAUUAACUUGGCAGGUGUCCGUGGCUAUGGCGAGGCCGAGUUUCUUUUUGCGAUUGUCAAAGUCAUAGCUAUUAUUGGGUUCAUCCUCCUGGGCAUUGUGAUCAACAUUGGUGGCACUCCAACAAGCGGCUACAUAGGCGGCAAAUACUGGUACGACCCGGGGGCAUUCAACAACGGCUUCAAGGGCCUCUGCACUGUCUUCGUGACCGCAGCCUUCGCCUUCGCAGGUACCGAGCUCGUCGGCCUCGCAUCAGCCGAAACAUCCAACCCCCGCAAGUCUCUACCUACAGCUAUCAAACAAGUCUUCUGGCGCAUUACCAUCUUCUACAUCGUCUCCCUCACACUAGUCGGCCUGCUCGUCCCCUACACCGAACCCCGUCUCCUUGGCGCCACCAGCGUCGCCGACGCGUCCGCCAGCCCCUUCGUGAUCGCGAUCGAGAGCGCCGGCACCACCGUGCUCCCUAGUAUCAUGAACGGCGUCAUCCUAGUAUCCGUCAUCUCAGUCGGCAACUCCUCCGUCUUCGGCUCCUCGCGCACCCUCGCGGCCCUCGCCGAACAAGGGCAGGCCGCUCCCGUCUCGAGUAUCGGCCUGCUGGCCUACCUGGCGAACUACCAGGCCUACGGCCGCGUGUUUGACUGGCUGCUCGCCGCUGGGGUGGUGGGGAGCUGGGUGGGAUUGAUUUGCAAUGUGGUGAUCCUGGCGGCGCAGCUCUGGGUGGCUAUUUCGCCGCUGUCCACCGAUGGGGACGAGCGGAUGACUGUGACGCAGAAUUUCUUUGUCCAGUGUCUGGCGCUGCCUGUGGUAUUGGUUUUCUGGCUCGGGCAUAAGCUGUGGUAUCGGACGAGCUUUGUGAGAGUGGAGGAUAUGGAUAUUGAUACGGGGAGGCGGGACUUUGGGAGGUUGGGGAUUAUCAAGGCGCAGGAGGAAGAGGAGAGGCAGAGUUGGCCGAAGUGGAAGCGGCUUUACAGAGUCAUUUGUUAA
Molecule: messenger RNA, 1056 nt
Organism: Microdochium trichocladiopsis
Lineage: Eukaryota; Fungi; Ascomycota; Sordariomycetes; Xylariales; Microdochiaceae
Product: amino acid permease-domain-containing protein
Exons: 5
Coding region: 1-1056 (351 amino acids)
Biological process (GO): amino acid transmembrane transport
Cellular component (GO): membrane
Molecular function (GO): amino acid transmembrane transporter activity
Source: RefSeq, a predicted model, not a curated record